AUUCGGUCAAUUUGCUUACUGGCCUCGGUGUACUAGAUGGCCCAAGCUCCAAAAUUUGUCUAUCAAUCCUCAACACGUAAACACCACACUCCCUCCUUCAUCAGCUCAACUUCAAGGUCAACAACAAGCUUUUCUUUCACUCACUCGCACUUCCUCCUCUACCCAACACAAGCCCCCUCUCUCCCGCUGCGAUUACAACCAUGGAUCCUCAAGAUACCCGCUCACCCCCCGUCAAAAAGCGUGGUCCGAAACCCCUCCAGUCCUCCAAUCGCAAAACCCAAUACCUAAUCCUCUACAACUUUGUGUCCGCACUUCUCUGGCUCGUCAUUUUGGGUCGAGUAGUUCUCCUUGUCCCACUCGUCGGAUUUGGGCGCUUGUAUCCUGCUGUUGGUACCUUUGUAAAAUGGACACAAACUAUGGCACUUCUGGAGGUUGUGCAUGCAGCUCUUGGAGUUGUACGAGCCCCAAUUAGCACAACUGGUAUGCAAGUAGCCAGUCGACUCCUCCUCGUCUGGUUCAUCGUCAACCCAUUCCCAUGGGUAGCUAAAAGCACUGGGUACUCUACAAUGCUCAUUGCAUGGAGUGUCACCGAAGUAAUUCGAUACUCUUACUUCGUUAUCACACUUAGUGGAUACAAGCCUGAUAUCGUUACUUGGUUUCGCUAUAAUACCUUCUUCGUUUUAUAUCCAUUGGGGAUCAGUAGUGAAUGUUGGUUGAUUUAUAAAGCUAUUGAACCUGCGGGAGAAAUAUAUGGAUCUCUGUAUCCUUUAGUUUUGAAAGCAAUUCUGCUUAUUAUAUUCCUGCAAAGGAGUAAGGUUUUGCGAGCACAGCGAGAGAUUUUGAAAGAUGAAUAG
Messenger RNA from Botrytis sinoallii, 854 nucleotides. RefSeq lists its product as uncharacterized. Bases 201 to 854 code for a protein of 217 amino acids. Gene Ontology annotation, molecular function: 3-hydroxyacyl-CoA dehydratase activity. Gene Ontology annotation, biological process: fatty acid elongation; very long-chain fatty acid biosynthetic process; sphingolipid biosynthetic process. Lineage: Eukaryota; Fungi; Ascomycota; Leotiomycetes; Helotiales; Sclerotiniaceae. The transcript has 3 exons. The record is from RefSeq and is a predicted model, not a curated record. Gene Ontology annotation, cellular component: endoplasmic reticulum membrane.